CUAGCUGUAGUGUGGUUCGCGAUCGGGACGAGGGAAGACGGCGAAAGACAAGACAUGACAACAAAAUGUGAGAUUGAUAUUAUCACGCGUUUGGGAUUUUACAACAAUAACAAAACGCCGUCGUUCGACCGAGAAACAUGGUGACGCGCGGCGAACCGAAUAGGGCCGUAUUUGCGUGCCUCUCUCUUUAAAAGACAUCGACGGAGCAACUUUGUACGGUCCUUCCUGUUUAAAACUCAAUUUAAAAGAUUUUUUUUUACCUACGUAAGGAAAAUGCGAACACUUGACUCGCCAAGGAAACGGUCGUCUGGUGCUAACAGUAACAAACAAAAAAUAUUUUAAAAAAACGGCCAUGGACGUGGAAUCUGCUGACAAAUACAACAAGUUUGUAUAAGCGCCGCGGAGCUGCACAGAGCCGCCUUGGCAACUCCGGGAACAAGUUUGCCGUAAAGCACAUUUACGCAGAACUGAAUGCCUCUUUCCUGCUAUUCUUCUCCACUUCUCUGCGCUUCCUGCUUACGAUGACUGCCGUUGUGAAUGGCUAAAAAUACAGACUUAUCCAAAAAGUCAAGAUGGACUACUAAAACCGACAUGUUUUGAUAAUUUUGCUGUGCGGUAUUUCAACAACUUUCUCUACAAGUGACUCGCUCGCUAGUGCAUUUUGACUACUGAUAUCGAAAAUAUGCUAUACUGAAAUGUAUUGUUCCUUGUUUUACAUUUGUUUGCAAGUCACUGGUUACUUUUAACAUUUCCGAUACAUUUCGCAAUUUGUUGGCUUUGAACGCGGGCUGUGUUCGGAAAUCGACCGCUUGAGAAAAGCUGUGUUCCACCUGGACCCUACACAGAAAGUUGCUGAAUGGAGCCAAUUUUGUACUUUUACGCGUUGGCACACUUGACAGAAUUAUUUGUACACAGAACUUACUCUUUCGUUUGGCGGCUGCCAACUCAGAUGAACACCUAAGCAUCAGAUGCCUAAAUUUAUGAGGGAUUCUUAUUAGAAUCAGUCAGGUUUGAGGAUAUACAUUUUUUAUCUGUGGGCUUGGCUCUUGUAUGUAUUUUCUGGUUCCUGAUGAGCCUAAAUACACAGAGCGGAAAGGGAGAGAGGCGAGGCGCUGUAAAGUACUUUUUGUACUUUAUUUUCUCUUCGAUUAAAAUUCAAUGAAAACGCAGUGUGAAGCUCCAUGGAGCCGCUGAAGAAUAUUUUUGCCCGCGGUCCGCUGUCAAAUUGGAAAGGUCUCGAACAAUCGCAGAGGGGUAACUUUACCAACCCCGUAUGGACCGCUCUGUUCGACUAUGAAGCGUCGGGGAAAGACGAACUGACGCUCCGCAAAGGCGACCUGGUGGAAGUGCUGUCUCUGGACUCGGAGAUAUCCGGAGACGAAGGCUGGUGGGCAGGCAAGGUCAACAAUAAAGUGGGCAUAUUUCCAUCAAACUAUGUCUCGUUCAAGCCAAGCGGAUAUGGGAAACUUCAGGGAUCGGCGGUGGUCGGGGAGCUGAGCACAGCGGUGGUGGGGCAGUUCGAACCGGAAGAAGUGGAUUUUAGGGAGCUGAGCUUGGAGGAGGUCAUCGGGGUCGGCGGCUUCGGCAAGGUGUACCGCGGCACCUGGAGGGGCGAGCUGGUGGCCGUGAAGGCGGCCCGCCAGGAUCCGGACGAGGACAUCAGCGUGACGGCGCAGAACGUGCGGCAGGAGGCGCGGCUGUUCGCCAUGCUCACUCACCCGAACAUCAUCGCCCUCAAAGGAGUCUGUUUACAGGAGCCCAACCUGUGUCUCAUAAUGGAAUACGCUUCCGGCGGCCCCCUGAGCCGGGCGCUGGCCGGGCGCCGCAUACCCCCGCACAUCCUCGUCAACUGGGCCGUGCAGAUAGCGCGGGGCAUGCUCUACCUCCACAGCGAGGCGAUCGUCCCUGUCAUCCACCGGGACCUCAAGUCUAACAACAUUCUCCUGUCCCAGCCCAUAGAGAAUGAGAACAUGGAGGGGAAGACCCUGAAGAUCACGGACUUCGGGCUGGCGCGCGAGUGGCACAAAACUACCAAGAUGAGCACGGCGGGCACCUAUGCCUGGAUGGCACCUGAGGUCAUCAAGUCCUCCACCUUCUCCAAGGGCAGCGACGUGUGGAGUUACGGUGUGCUGCUGUGGGAGUUGCUGACGGGAGAGGCUCCCUAUAGGGGGAUUGACGGGCUGGCGGUGGCCUACGGAGUGGCCGUCAACAAGCUGACUCUGCCCAUCCCAUCCACCUGCCCCGAGCCCUUCUCACAGCUCAUGUCAGAGUGCUGGGACCAGGAUCCGCACCACAGGCCCAGCUUUGCCUCCAUCUUGGCUCAGCUGACGGCGCUGGAGCAGCAGGUGAUGGAGGAGAUGCCCCAGGACUCCUUCCACUCCCUGCAGGAGGACUGGAAACUGGAGAUCCAGGACAUGUUUGACGAGCUGCGAGCCAAGGAGAAGGAGCUGCGCUCGCGGGAGGAGGAGCUGAAGCGAGCGGCUCUGGAGCAGAAGUCGCACGAGGAGUUCCUGCGGCAGCGGGAGCAGCAGCUGGCGCAGUGGGAGCAGGACGUGUUCGAGAGGGAGCUCAGCCUGCUCAUCCUGCACAUGAACCAGGAGAAGCCCAACGUCAAGAAGCGCAAGGGCACCUUCAAGAAGCACAAACUCAAGGGCAAGAACGGGGAGAAGAUCAGCAUGCCCCAGGAUUUCAUCCAUAAGAUCACGGUGCAGGCGUCCCCGGGCCUGGAGAAGAGGAAGAACUCCCCUGACCUGGGCUCUGGGUCCUCCCCCUCCUUCGGCCCCAGAUUCCGGGCUAUCCAGCUCAGCCCAAGUCAGAACAGCAGGGCGUUUGGCCUGAGCUCAGUGUGGCCCCUUGAACCCCCCCUGCCCAGCCGGCAGCCCAACGGGGAGCGACGGAUCAGGCCCCACUGGACCCCUCAGAGCCCCAAAAGUCCCAAAGUCCUGCGCCUCAGUUCCCAGGAGAACAGUCUCUCCAUGAGAGCCAAACUCCUGGAAACGGACAGCAGUGAGAACGGGCAUUUGCAGACAGAUUUUGAAGAGUACAGACCCUCCACACCACAGUCCACCCAAAAUGGCUUCUCUGUGAGGGAGUUCCCCAAGACUGCUCUACCUCAGGGGGAUUCUGGCAGUGAAGAAGGGGGAUCCCCAGCGGGCUCACCCAGGCCCGAGCGAGGCGUGGGCGGAGCCAUUAAGGUCACCCACAGGGCUCUUCUGGGUGGAGCCUCCCUGCUGGCCUCCGUCGCGUUGGGCCGGUGCAUCGAGGCCCCGCCCAAAGUGCCGCCCCGGUCCCACCCCUCGAAAAUGGACACGGAGCAACCCCCCAGGCCCGAAACCCCACCCGCAGACCCCCCCGUGGUGGACGACCUCAUCACCUUCUCCCACUCUGACCCCGUCCCCCAGCCCCUCCUUGAUUUGACCCUGCACCGCCUCGAGAGCUGCCCCAUGCCCCUCACCCCCCCGCCCCCCAACCCUCGUGAGCGGCACUGCCCGGAGCCCCUCCGGCACAGCCCGGGGGAGUGGGCGCCCCACACCAAUGGGGAGCCCCCCUCCGACCCCUGGGGGGCAGGACCAGACAAGAGGAGGCGUUCCAGCCACAGUCAGCUGGCCUCACAGCUGGUUCUGGACCUCCCGAUUUGCUCGCAGGACAGCCCAGAUCGGGACAGCCUGACCCCGCCCCCUUUCGCCCUCUUCCCCGACCCGCGGCUCUGGAGCCCCAAGACGCGGCGGCUGGAGGUGAACGUGAUCCCGCGGCCCCGCCCAUCCCCCGUCCGCCCCCGCAUCGACCCCUGGAGCUUCAUCUCCGCCGGGGGAGGGGGCCGGGGGGUGGGACGAAACUCGGACAAGGCCGGGGGUCCGCUCUGUCACCCCCUGGGCCACCAGCCCUCCCCGACUAACCCCUUCACGAACUGCGACCCUUUCCCCACCCCAGACUGCGACCCGUUCGCCCAAAGGGCGGACCCCUUCAGCAGCCCGGAGCCUCCCUCACCCUUCGACCCCUUCUGUGCCCCCUUCCGUGCCUCCCGCUCCGCCCCCUGCUCCACCAACGUCAGCCCUUCCCUGUCUGCCCUCAGGGUGCCACCGCUGUCCCCCGCCGACGCCCCCCUGGUGGACCUGGGCUGGAGGAGGGGCAGCCCGCCCCUCGACGCCAAAGACAAGCGGGAGCCUGGGAGAGCCUUGCUAACAGGCCUCAGCCCCUGGAGGUCCCCGACGCAGCUCGCCAAUGACAGGUUCUGAGGGACCGCCCCCUUUCUGGAGGGAAACCGCAGUGACGGGUUGGACACUGACGCGGGGAUGGGGGGAUUGGGUGGGGUGGGGGCGGCGCUGCCAUGGUUCUCUGCCACUCCCAAAUCCUCCGAAAUGCACAUACACCCCACUGGAGACUUCCCGUAGGAGACAGGCCCACACAGCCCCGUUACUGCCCCCUAAUGGCAGUGCCUCAUCACUGUUUUUAAAGUGGAAAUAACCUUCAGCUACUGGAGCUCUGAGGCUGGGGACAGGGCUGAAUGGAGCAGAAGCGCAGAAACUGGUCCACUUUCCAAUGUGAAGAGCGUUCUCACCUGGUCCUGGUCGAGGUCUGAGGGGACCCCCAGAGCUGACCACAGGAUAGAGGCCCCGGUGCCUCCUUCUCCUCCACCACCCCCCCAUCCCCCACCCCCACCCCCCUGCCUCUCUGCUGCACAC
This is a messenger RNA of Megalops cyprinoides (Indo-Pacific tarpon), 4682 nucleotides long. RefSeq names its product mitogen-activated protein kinase kinase kinase 11. NCBI's taxonomy places the organism in Eukaryota, Metazoa, Chordata, Actinopteri, Elopiformes, Megalopidae. Bases 1182 to 4235 code for a protein of 1017 amino acids. Gene Ontology annotation, cellular component: centrosome. The transcript has 10 exons. Gene Ontology annotation, biological process: microtubule-based process; positive regulation of apoptotic process; protein phosphorylation. The record is from RefSeq and is a predicted model, not a curated record. Gene Ontology annotation, molecular function: ATP binding; protein binding; JUN kinase kinase kinase activity.